CUCUUCCUUACCAGUUGACGAGACCUGGAAAAUCGAAUUUCCUGCCCCAACAACAAACACAAGUCAAAGAAUCCACCAAAUCUGUGCGAUUCACUUCUCAGGCCUUUCAAUCAUAUCCACCAAAACCAUUCCAAUUCAUCUCUCAAUCACUCAUAUUCCAUUUCUAAACAAAGAUCGAAUCACUAUAAAAGCUCUGUGAUUGAAGAAUUAUGAAACCCUAAAACCCUUCACAGCUUCUUUAAUGGCGAGAUCUCAUAUAGACUCAGUUGUUGUAGUUGAAGACGAACACGUAAGUACUGAUCAUCAUCGCGAACCUUAUGGCGAUGAUGCUUUGAGUGUGUUGAAUCAACACCAGAUUCAGCUAGAAAAGCUUGAAGCGCUUGUUAAAAACCUUGGCGAACUGGUAUCUAGGUUAGAAUCACGUUUUACUGAUGAAGAAAAGUUUAAAGUUGAGAGGCUGUCGCGUUUAGGUAUUCAAGAACAAGAUAAGUAUGAUAGGAGAAAGAGCGACGGUGAUGGAUUUGCUGAAAAGAUUGGACAUGAAGGUUUAGAGAGUAAGAAGAGAUAUAAUGGGAGAGUAGGAGCGGUGUCUGUUACGAAGUAUAGCCCAUUUUGGUCAGAGAAGUUUCGGUUUGUGUCGGCUGUGAAAUUGGGCUCUGAUGUUACUUGUAUCAAUGUGUUGCCGUUCAGGGAUUACGAAGGAUUGACUAGGUAUGUGGCGGUUGGGGAUGAUCAAGGGAGGAUCUAUGUGUUUUCGAGAAAUGGGGAUGUUUUGGUUGAGUUUAGUACAUUGUCGGAUUCACCGGUUACAGCCAUGGUAUCUUACUUGUCGAUUUAUAAGAAUGAGACAGUGUUGGUUACUGGACACGAGAACGGUGUAAUUUUGAUGCAUAGGGUUUGGGAAGUGUCAAGUGGAGAGGAAUCGAGUUUGCUUCGUAUUGAAUCUGUGGGGAAAUUUCCUUUACCUGAAGUUGGGGAAGAUGGGUCGACCAUUACUAUUCUGGAAGUGCAUCAUGUUGGGAGGACUAGGUACAUUUUGUCUUCUGAUGAUAGUGGAAAGAUAAGGGUUUUCCGGGAGAGUGGGACUCAAUAUGGAUUGGCAGUGCCAAAAAGCAGGCCACUUGUGUUCUUGAAGCAAAGGCUUUUGUUUCUUACAGAGACUGGUGCGGGAUCAUUAGAUUUGAGGACCAUGAAAAUCAGGGAAUCGGAAUGCGAAGGUUUGAACAAUUCUGUUGCUAAGAACUAUGUUUUUGAUGCCACGGAAAGGUCGAAAGCAUAUGGCUUUACAUCAGAGGGUGAUUUGAUUCAUGUGAUAUUGUUAGGUGAUAUAAUGAACUUCAAAUGCAAGGUCAGAUCCAAAAGGAGUUUUGACAUGAAUAAGCCUCUAGCUUUUCAGGCAAUAAAAGGGUAUUUGCUUCUUGUUAACCAGGAGAAGGUUUCUGUGUAUAAUGUCUCAUCUCAGCAUUAUGCCAGGGCUGGCGGGCCAAGGCUUGUAUUCUCUGCAGGUCUAGAUGAGAUCAUAGCAUCAUUUAUGAAUAAUCAAGCUGUUGAUAUAGAUUCCCAAAAUAGAAGAGUGAUACCAUUAGUAGCCAGUGACCGCGAAAAGCUUGUUAUUCUGAGUCUUGGAGGUGGGUAUGUGGGGAUGUAUCGCUCCAAGCUUCCUGUUUUCAAAGGAGAAUUCAAUAGCAUGCUAUGGACCAGUCCCGUUUUGUUCUUCAUUCUUUUCCUCUUUGGUGCAUGGCAAUUUUUUGCCAAUAAAAAAGAGGCUCUUACCUCUUGGGGCCCUAAUGAUCCUUUUACUUCCACAUCAGCUACUAAUGGAGCUCCUUUAGGAUCUGGAUCUGGUGAUAGAACUUUGGCAGAUUCAUCCUCAAGGAAUGCUGAUAUUAUGGGUCUCAGAGGUGCUAGUCUAAGGGGUACGACAAGGAGGUAUGGUUCUCCACCCCGGUAUCCUGGUGGAACAGCUAGUUCCUACGUGCCAACUUCGGCUGAUACAAACUCUAGACCUGCUUCUUCUGGUGAUCCCCAUUUUAGAACAGCAUCGGAGUUGAGAUUUAGGGGGUCGAAUGCAGAAUCUACAGGUAGAAGAGAGAGUAUAUUUGUAAGCAGUCAACCUGUGGAUGAUAGCCAUUGACUAAUAACAUCCAUUGCAUGCACUUUUUACCAAACUGAGUUGGUUGUUCUCUUCAUUUGAUCCUCAAAACUGUGCAUUUGGCACUGGCGGCCCGGUUGAGCGUGCUGUUGUAGUAGCUUUUGUAACACUAGUUAUGUGAGAAAGAAAUUGUGAGAAAAUUUUAAGCAUUUUGUGCUCCAACUCUCCUUGAACUGUUGAUUUAUGGGAAAAUUGGCAACCGUAGCUUUUGGUUUCCUGUGGUAUGGUUCUUUUACUUCCUUCAGUUAGUUCAAUGGCAUCAGAGUCUUUAAACUUAUAGCAAAAUGUUCUUGAAUUUCUUUCAUGCCAUAUAUAGUGGAAAUUUAGUUCUUCAGAGCCUCUGUAU
Ilex paraguariensis (yerba mate) is the source of this 2498-nucleotide messenger RNA. NCBI's taxonomy places the organism in Eukaryota, Viridiplantae, Streptophyta, Magnoliopsida, Aquifoliales, Aquifoliaceae. The record is from the annotation of a GenBank genome assembly.